Messenger RNA from Colossoma macropomum (tambaqui), 1855 nucleotides. Its product is annotated as ribonuclease inhibitor-like. The record is from RefSeq and is a predicted model, not a curated record. Gene Ontology annotation, molecular function: protein binding. The coding region runs from base 334 to 1563 and encodes 409 amino acids. Lineage: Eukaryota; Metazoa; Chordata; Actinopteri; Characiformes; Serrasalmidae. The transcript is spliced from 7 exons.
AGAGGCAAUGUUAGUGUGUAUGUGUGUGCGUUUUGUAUGAGAAUUCAGUUUUUAAGAUGCACAAGCUGUAAACCAAGCAAGCCAAAGUUCUGACAUACCAAAAAUCCAUUUGAUCAUCCAUUUGAAGUCAGUCAAUGCUCAUUUAGACAUUUAACUGUGCAUGUACAUCACAUAUUGGUCAAUGAGCCUGAAACUUGCAGUCAAGUUAACUGUAAUUUAAUUAGAACUAAAAAUAGGAAAUGUCUGUAAUAUGAACAUGUAGAGUGUCAUUAUUUACCUCAUUAUUUUUGUGCAUGUGUUUGUGUGAGAUUUUUUCUGUGUUUGUGUGUAUGUAUGAUUUGUGUGUAUGUUUAUGGUUGUGUGUGUCAAGUCAAGUCAAAGUUUAUUUAUAUAGCACUUUUUACAACAGGUGUUGUAAAAAAAUACUGUGUUCAUGAUUAUGUGUAUUUGUGUGAUGUCAGUGUUCUGAUGUAUUAUCAUUUUUCUACCAGGCUGUAUAACUGUAAUCUCACAGAGAAAAGCUGUGCAACUCUGUCCUCAGCUCUCAGCUCAAACUCCUCCUGUCUGAGAGAACUGGAUCUCAGUAAUAAUAAACUGCAGGAUUCAGGAGUGGAGCUGCUUUCUGCUGGACUGGAGAAUCCACACUGUAAACUGGAAAUACUGAGGCUGAGUAACUGUAAUCUCACAGAGAAAAGCUGUGCAGCUCUGUCUUCAGCUCUUAGAUCAAACAUCUCAAGCCUAAGAAAACUGAACCUGAGUGAAAAUAACCUGCAGGAUUCAGGGGUGGAGCUGCUCUCUGCUGGACUGAUGAAUCCACACUGUAAACUGGAGAUACUGAGGCUGUUUAACUGUAAUCUCACAGUGAAAAGCUGUGCAGCUCUGUCCUCAACUCUCAGCUCAAAUUCCUCCAGUCUGAGAGAACUGGAUCUGAGUGGCAAUAAACUACAGGAUUCAGGAGUGGAGCUACUAUCUGCUGGACUGGAAAAUCGACAAUGUAAACUGGAGAUACUGGAGCUCUCUAACUGCAGCAUUACAGGUGAUGGCUGUGCUUCUCUGGCUUCAGCUCUAAAAUCAAACCCCUCCUCUCACCUGAGGGAGCUAAACUUGAACUACAAUAAACCAGGAGAGUCAGGAGUGGAGCAGCUGUCUGAUCUACUGGAGGGUCCACAUUGUAAACUCAAGAAACUAGAGCUAUGUCUCUGUAAUCUCACAGAGACCAACUGUGCGGCUCUGUCCUCAGCUCUCAGCUCAAACUCCUCAAGUCUGAGAGAGCUGAACCUGUGUCUUAAUGAACUGAAGGAUUCAGGAGUGGAGCUACUCUCUGCUGGACUGAAGAAUCCACACUGUAAACUGGAGAAACUGGAGCUGGAUAACUGCAGUAUUACAGGUGAAGGCUGUGCUUCUCUGGUUUCAGCUCUAAAAUCAAACCCCUCCUCCCACCUGAGAGAGCUGAACCUGAAAUACAAUAAACCAGGAGAGUCAGGAGUGAAGCUGCUCUCUGAUCUACUGGAGGAUCCAUACUGUAAACUGGAGAAGCUACACAUCAGAACACCAUCCAGCUGAUCUGCUCUCACACAGAGGGUUAUAAGGACAUGAUGAAAUCUUAGUACAACACACACUCAGUAUAUGGUUCUACAUGGUACCAUGUGUGUGUUUGUUGGUUUGUUAUCAGUCAAAUCUGUGAGCACAGCUGCAGCAUAGGACUGUGUGAUCUCCCCAUGACAUCACUUCCUGUACACCAGUGACUGCACCUUUAAUGACCUGUCCAUGAAACUCCUUACAUUGGUGGAUGACCCUAUAUUGGUGAUGAGAGUGUGUACAGGAGGGAGGAGCACAGCAUGGCAUCAUGGUAACA